This is a messenger RNA of Lachnellula hyalina, 5979 nucleotides long. RefSeq names its product GTP-binding protein ypt2 (gene ypt2). Lineage: Eukaryota; Fungi; Ascomycota; Leotiomycetes; Helotiales; Lachnaceae. Gene Ontology annotation, molecular function: protein binding; GTPase activity; GTP binding. The coding region runs from base 1 to 5979 and encodes 1992 amino acids. Gene Ontology annotation, cellular component: mitochondrial outer membrane. The record is from RefSeq and is a predicted model, not a curated record. The transcript has 7 exons.
AUGCGAUCAGCUCUGCCCGUGCCCUCCAAAGGCGCCCUACGAGCCCUCCGCAGCCUCGCCCUGGGAACAUCCUGCACCGUUGCCUUCGGUGCUGGCAUGAUAACUGAAGACCGACGACGUCGAAUUCGUUCUGCUCGAGAAAUACACGACAAUGCCCAGAAGAUCAAAGAAUCGAGGAAUUAUUAUAGUGAUGGGAGAGCACUGAUUGAUACGUUGGAUGAUCGUAUUAUAGAUGAUGCUAUAUGGCUUGCUGGGGAUCCGAAGUUGAAGAAGUUGAUCAAAGAGACGAAUUUGGCUUUGCAAGAGGAGGAAGAGAAACUACGCACGACUGUAACCCUGCCUGCUUCUGAACUACCACAACCCCAAGAUCUGAAGUCCGAAUCGAAACCUUUUCCUUCCGCGUCAACUAUUGGCCGCCCCUCUCAACUCUGGCUGUACAAUGAAUGGAAGGGGGUCCCAAAGUCAAAGGGAGAGGACCUAUCCCCAAAUUCAUCCGAAAGCCUCGAUCUGGCAGUAGCCUCUCCACAGGCACAUGUGCCACAAAAGCUGGUCCACAAUCGCCAACACAGGCUUGCCAGUGAUAUCUCUAGACUUUUGCAAGAUCCCGAAGACCCAGAUAAUGUUGAGGCUGCAGCCUUACGAUUCUUCGAUGCUUUUGAGCAAGGGGUGCCUAUUGGUGAUGAAGGAAUCAUACCAUUUUUAAUUGAUUCUGCCGCCAAUCUCUCGGAGCUCUGUAGGAAGCAUUCAAAGUUUUCUCACGCUGAGAGAGUCCUCGAUAUUGUUCUUACGCGUCCCCCUAUAGACGAGGCAACAUUUCAACGAUUUCAGCCUCUUAAAGUCAUUUCGAAUUUGAUAUCAAGAACGGACGUGGCCAAUACUUUACCUCUCCCAAAAUACAAGCUCAGAAAGGCCUCAUCCUUGUAUCUCCUUCCUGAGUCCAGACUCAGAAAAGCUACGUCAAUAUAUCUCAUGGAAUUCAAGGAGAAGCCCGGUAUUCCAGCAAAUCCCAAACUAUAUUACUCAAUUGGCGAGAGACUUUGUCGUGAGACAUGUCUAGCCGGCUUGCAUGAUCUCACACACAAGGUGUAUUUUCGUGCCCAACUCGGACGUCAAGGUCUUCGGCCGAUUGGUGUCGAUUCGCUCAUAACAGCAACCAGCGCUAUGGGGCGUCACAAGAGGAUGUUUCGCUACUUUAAGGCUUUCUAUAGUCAAACAUCUCCAGAUCAAGUGCAGCUCUACAAUAUUAGCGAUCAGGUUAUCAAUUCUGUCCUCAAAACUGGCAAAAUGGAACAGGCCGAAGAGGUUCUCUUUAUUGUCAAUCGAAUGGCGAAUGAAGGUGGAUUCGCAAGCUCGACUACCCCUAUACUCAAGGUCCUAGGACAUCAAUGGAGAUCUACUCGAGAUUUUUCCAAGAUCGAAGAGUUGUUUAAAAGACUGGAGCCACUUGUUCAUUCUGCAAACCAUCCCCAAGCCGCUUACGGUGCUAUUAUCCAGUACUGCGUCGAGGCGAGCAAAGAAAACGAGGCUCAAUCAUAUUAUGCCGAUUACCGACAGAGAUAUACACCUGCCCAAGCUGAUAUCCGUAUCUACGGGCAUUUCACACUUGCUAAGGCUAUGCGAAAUGAUUGGGCAGGCGCUAUUGAAGAUCUACAAAACAUGGCUGUUCUCGUCACCCCUCAGAAUCAGGGUGAAUAUGAAAGCUCCUUCGUUCCUGUUUUGAAGCUCUUCGCGAAAUCUCAUCCCGUCAAUGAGGUUGAAGACUUUGUUCAAGACUUUAUUGACAAUCAUCAAUUGCAUUUGACAGACUACAUUUUGAACUUUAUGAUCAAGGUUUAUGCGAAGGCAAAAGAGGUUGAUGCUUUGGUUGGUUGGGUAGAGUAUGCGAACUCAGUCGGCUGCCCAAUUGAUGCAGUUUCUGUCAAUACAAUCCUUCACAACUGCCAUCAAUCGUGGAACUUUUCGUUCCAGGAAGUUCACGUGCUCUAUUGCAAGAUUCGCAAGGUGGCCAAUUCUCGAAACACUUCAGACAAGGACACCCUGGAACUACUUGCCCGUAUUGCAUUGUCAAAUUGUCCUAAUGAGAUUGAAGCUGGGAGAAGAUUGAAGUUGCUGAAGGAAUUUGGCAGAUCUAAGCAGUUGUGGGACGGGCCAGGGGUCAUCCGAGCUAUGGCUUCCUCAUUUGCAAGAGGAGAGCCCGCUGCGACACUCAAGAUCUAUGGGCUUGCCAUCGAAAAGCGUGUCUUGCUUAGUUCGAGGCAUAUUCUUCUGGCUAUACGAGCGUCAUUGCAACUUCACGAGAGCGAUGUCAGCGAGGCAGUUCGCUUGAUCAAAGAUGCGCAGCAAUUCGGAAAAGAUGUCUCCCUGUCAGUUGCAGCGCUACUUAUUCACCAACUGGACCAAAUAGAUCACCAGUCCAAUUCCCUGGCUGACGAGAUUUUACAUUUUGGCGAAACAGCUAUUUCUACUCUAGAGGAGAACGGGAUCAAGAUUUCGCAGGCAAUUUUGAAUCACACAAUGAGUCAACUAGAAAGAAGUGGCGAAUAUAGCAUGGCAAUAGAGUUCUGGAAAUCCAUGUGCCGCCGCUUGAAGAUCUCAAAUUCGGCAAUCGAGCUCGAAACGCUUACCACCCUACUCAAGACGUACAUUCAGCUUGAAGAUGGUGUGGGAAUUCGGUGGGCGGUGCAUAUGCUUGAAGCAAACGGCAUCGCACCCGACAAACGGUUCUACCUGUACGUGAAGAUGGCCCGCAAAGAAGUACAGAGAGAUUCAGAGUCGCCGAGAGGUUACCGUAUUAGCAGUGGCUUCAUGAGCUCUCUUAUGUAUGCUACAACACGAGUGGCAGUCUUGCGAAAGCAGGAGACAAAAGAGAAGGAACGCGUGAAGCAAUUAACUGUAGAUAUCAUCGAAAGGGCGAUCGGAAGUCAAGAACGAGGUGGUGCCAUUGUUUUGGAACGACAAGCAAAGCGUCCACGCAACGAACCACGGAUGGAGGACAAUGAAGAGUCAAUCGCGGCUCCGAGGAAAUCACCUCUUGAUAUGUGUGAAGCUUACCUGUCUGUUUCUAGAGAAUUCAUCGGCUUACGAGAGCGGAACCAAGUCCGGCGCGUCGACAGCCAACUCGACCGCGUGCAUCUCAUCCCCAGCCUCACCACCACCACCACAACAAACACCUCCACAAUCCCCCGCAUCAUCUCCCUCCAAUCAACAAUCCAAUCGCUCUCCACAACUACCUCUUCUUCCCCGCUUCUCACGCCGUACCACAUUCUCUCCCUCCUGUCCUCCACCUCACUUUCAACCCACCCCUCCACCACCACCACAUCAAGGUACGAAACUGAACUCGAAUGGCUACUCGUCAGUAAAGCCACCGUCCAGAUCUACGGCCUCUUGCUAGGAACACUUCUUGAGCAGACAAUCCCGCUAAAUGAGGAGUUGUGGUAUUGGGAUGAGGUUCUUGGGAGUUAUGGUUGGAGUGGGGUUUAUGCGAUCCAGACCAGUCCGGGACGUUGGUGGGGAUGGGGAUGGGAUGUUUUUGAAGACACUAAAACACGCGUGGCAAAUUUACGGGAGUCGAAUGGUGAAGAUGCGGGUAUUAGAAAGGCAGGGGAAGGAGUGGGGGAUAGUUGGAGGAGAUUUUACGGACUUGUGAAGGAGAGUGUGAGGGAGCGCAGCGUGGCCGAUAUCCAGAGACGAGUUCUCAGUCCUAUUGCGCUUUGUAGGGAGGAAGCAAGGGUGAAGCAGGCGAAAUUGAGGAGGCUGAGGGAGAUGGGCGCUAGUGGGCUGGGCGUGUUGAUGGAUGAGGGGUUGAGCUUUAAUUUUGGUGAUGAAAGUACAGUUAUCUCCAAAACAGAGGAGGGUGAUAGUCGAGAGUGGAAAGUUGUGGUGGAGAAGAGUAUUGCGCUUAUGGACGUUGUUCUACAGAACGUCACUACGCUAGAAACGGGCGUCUCGGACUUCGAGGAUGCAGUAUUUGCGAGUGUGGAAGAUGAUCCGGAUGUCUCGGCCAUGGGAGCAGAUGAGGAUCAAGUUGGUAGACCGGCGAAGCUUUCGAUGAGACUUCAGCAUAUUCUGGAGGUUCAUGUGCCGAAUCAUAUGGCUAGCUCUCAAAAGCUGGUAGCUGAAUAUGGCAGACCAUCGAGAAUUGUGCGCUAUUGGCUCCCUGCCAGCAUUUUACUCUUAUCUUCGACGACAUUACUACGGAUAGUUGUGAAUCGAAAGGCAGAGAUUAUCUCCUGGAUCAGAGACCUCGGUGCUACAGUACGAGAUUUCUGGUUUAACUGGGUUAUUGAGCCAAUGAAGAAGGUUAUCGGCACUAUUCGCCAUGACAAAGAGAGCGAGGUUGCUAUCAUGAGCAAGGAAAGUUUGAAAGGCGACAGAGACAGUCUCGAGAGGAUGGUCGUUGAGUUUGCGAUCGACAAUCCCAAGAACUCGGGUGUGGGAACUGGUGCUCUAGACGAAGCUCAGAUUGCGGAGGUCAGAGCCAAGGUAAAGGAAGGGGAUCUCACUCCUAUCUUGAAGGCUUAUGAAAAGGACCUGCGGAAGCCAUUCAUGGGAACUGUUCGAGGGGAUCUCAUACGGACACUGUUAAUUCAAGUCCAGAAGACAAAGGUCGACGUCGAAGUUGCCCUCAGCGGCAUCGAUGCCUUGCUCAAGAGUCAAGAGUUAGUCUUUGGUUUCGUCGGCUUAACACCCGGCGUCUUGGUCUGCUUUGCAGCAUUCCGUUAUCUUGGUGGGGUAUUUGGGAACAGGAGGGGGAUGAAGCAAGGUCGAAAGGCUGGCCAGACAGUGCGAGUCCUUCGAAAUAUCGACCGAAUCCUCACUCUAGCUACCCCAACGCAAAACAACUUGCUAUCAUACAAAGACCAUGGUCUACUACUUUGCGAAGUUCAUAUCCUCCGGAAGCGCGCCCAUAGACUCUUCCCAGGAGAGAUCCAGCGGGAAUUCCUCGAGGACGUUGGUGACUUGUGUAAUAUCAACAGUGGCAUCCACCAGCAGCUCAAGGUUCUUGAGCGCAUUAGAUGGGAAGUUUUUGUGACUUUCGGAGUUAAGCAUUACAUUAUCUUGGACUUUGCGACUCUACGAAUAACGCAGCCUGCUGUUCCAUUCUCGACACACGACCGCGGACUUUUGAUUGUAGCCCCUUUAAUUGCACGACCACGAGAACCACGAACGCAACCUCAAAGAUCCCUCUACAAUCAGUGUCAUCAUCCACGCAUCAAUCCCAUCAACCUUCUCCCCUCAGAGAACCCUGACCCACCCACCUCCUGUACCCCACAGCAUCUACCGCUACGUCGCAGUGUCGCACAGCCUAAGAGACAUCACAUCGAGCCUGUUCUUCUGUCAACAUACGCGAUCACCUUCAAGAUGGCCGGGACGCGCAAUUAUGACUUCCUGAUUAAGCUGCUGCUGAUCGGCGACUCGGGUGUAGGCAAAUCCUGCUGUCUCCUACGGUUCAGUGAAGACUCGUUCACGCCGUCCUUCAUCACCACCAUCGGUAUCGACUUCAAGAUCCGGACCAUCGAGCUGGACGGGAAGAGAGUGAAGCUCCAGAUAUGGGACACGGCCGGACAGGAAAGGUUCAGGACUAUCACAACUGCUUAUUACAGAGGUGCCAUGGGAAUCUUACUAGUCUACGAUGUCACUGAUGAGCGCUCCUUCAACAACAUCCGAACCUGGUUUUCGAACGUCGAGCAACAUGCCACAGAAGGCGUGAAUAAGAUCCUCAUCGGCAACAAGUGCGACUGGGAAGAUAAGCGAGUGGUUUCUACAGAGAGAGGACAACAGUUGGCAGACGAGCUCGGUAUUCCUUUCCUUGAGGUCUCGGCGAAGAGCAACAUCAACGUGGAGAAGGCCUUCUAUAGUCUUGCGGCAGAUAUCAAGAAGCGAAUCAUUGAUACGGCGAAAACGGAUCAGGCAGCUUCCCAGGGAGUAGAUGUUGGCGGGCAAGGAAGCGGAAGUGGAAUGGGGUCCAAGUGCUGCUAG